AUGGCUUCCUCCGCCUCCGCUCGCAGUCCCAACGCCAACGAGGCAGAGACCGCCGUCAAGAGGACCGCCUUCGGCCCCAACAACGCCAUCGCCGUCGUCGCCGACCCCGCGCCGUCGCCCGUCUCUGCUAGCUUCAAGAAACAAGCCAACAAGCGUAACAACAGCCUGUCGCGUAGCAAACUGCCAGUGGGAGUGUCUGAUCUCCGCAAGCUUGUGUCGGCAGCAGGUCUGGGCUGCCGCUCUCCGGCCUCCAUUGGCGUGGUGACAGAUGUUGCUGAAUGA
Molecule: messenger RNA, 282 nt
Organism: Miscanthus lutarioriparius
Lineage: Eukaryota; Viridiplantae; Streptophyta; Magnoliopsida; Poales; Poaceae
Source: the annotation of a GenBank genome assembly